Molecule: messenger RNA, 1838 nt
Organism: Erigeron canadensis
Lineage: Eukaryota; Viridiplantae; Streptophyta; Magnoliopsida; Asterales; Asteraceae
Product: probable serine/threonine-protein kinase At1g09600
Exons: 8
Coding region: 28-1821 (597 amino acids)
Biological process (GO): protein phosphorylation; positive regulation of transcription elongation by RNA polymerase II
Cellular component (GO): nucleus; cyclin-dependent protein kinase holoenzyme complex
Molecular function (GO): RNA polymerase II CTD heptapeptide repeat kinase activity; cyclin-dependent protein serine/threonine kinase activity; ATP binding
Source: RefSeq, a predicted model, not a curated record
AUAAACCCUUAUUAUCUUUUUUUCAAAAUGGGUGGGAUCUGCUCAAGAUUAACUUGUGGAAAUAAUGAGAAAGAAGAAGAUGAGAGUAAGUUUGUUGGAAUACAAGUGGCUGAUCCGGUAAAUAAAGAGGGUGUUUCACAAAAAGGUAACAAUGAUGGUUCUGUAAAUAAGUUAACGAAAAACGGUGAAAAGCAAAAAGAUAGCCAUAGAUUAUCGUUAUCUGAACGGGUUCUUGGUUCAAAAAGGAUGCAAAAGAUUAAAAGCAUAGUAGGUGGGACUCAAGCUGCACAAAAAGCAGCCGGUUGGCCAUCAUGGCUAACCUCAGUUGCUUCGGAGGCCAUACAAGGAUGGGUUCCACGCAGUGCAGACUCUUAUGAGAUGCUAAACAAGAUUGGCCAAGGCACAUAUAGUAGUGUUUACAAAGCCCGUGAUCUACAAAAUGACAGAAUUGUUGCCAUAAAGAAGGUGCGGUUCACAAAUAUGGACCCUGAAAGCGUCCGUUUCAUGGCUAGGGAGAUUUGUAUAUUGCGUAGGCUAGACCACCCAAAUUGUAUGAAGCUUCAGGCUUUGGUUACUUCAAAGUUUUCAGGCACCUUAUAUCUUGUAUUUGAUUAUAUGGAGCAUGAUCUUGCUGGGCUUUUACAUACUCAAAAAGUCAAGAAAUUUACACUGCCACAGAUCAAGUGUUAUAUGCAACAACUUCUUCGUGGAAUGGAGCAUUGUCAUGCUCGUGGUGUUCUACAUCGAGACCUUAAGGGGUCAAAUAUUCUAGUUGAAAACGAUGGAAUUCUCAAGAUUGGAGAUUUUGGUCUGGCUGCACGAUUUGAGCCUGGCCAAAAAGAACCAUUAACAAGUCGUGUUGUAACUCUAUGGUAUAGGGCUCCUGAACUUUUAUUUGGUUCAACAUCAUAUGGUGUUGCCAUUGAUAUGUGGAGCAUAGGCUGCAUCCUUGCAGAACUUUUUGUGGGAAGGCCUAUCAUGCCAGGAAGAACUGAGGUUGAGCAAAUACAUAAGAUCUUCAAGCUUUGUGGUUCACCAUCAGAGGAAUACUGGAGUAGAUCAAAGCUGCCUCAUGCAACAAGUUUUAGGCCUCAGCAUCCUUAUGAGCGUCGUAUCACUGAAACAUUCCAACAAUACAUGCCUGCUUCUGCUUUAGCUCUUUUGGAUACCCUCCUUGCAAUUGAACCAGAUGCACGUGGUACUGCAACUUCUGCACUUGCUAGUGAGUUCUUCACAACGGAACCUCUUCCUUGUGAUCCAUCCAGUUUACCUGUAUACCCUCCAAGCAAAGAGUUUGAUGCUAGGUACAGAGAAGAGGAGGCUAGAAGACGGAAAGCUGAAGCGAUGAAAGGACAUGUUCCUGACUCUGUUACGGUUGGUGUCGCGGAAUUUAAAGGACAAUCUAAAGUACAGGGUCAGUUGAAUGUAAGAAAUUACAAUCCUCAAGGGGAAGUCAGAAUAGGCAAGAAAGGGUUUUACUAUUCUAACUCAGAGAUCCACCAAAGUGCUGCAGCAUCAUUGACCAAGAACAUCCUAAAGGAUGACAUGAUGGGUGCGAGUUUAAGAAUGGCACUUUUACAUAAUGAUCCUGCACCCAAAAGACCAAUGAACAACAUAGAUCCAGUACAAGAAUCCACAAAGCUUGAUCAAAGGACAGGCAAACCCACCAUGGCCCAUGCAAAGAGGAUAAACAGGGUUUAUUCUGGACCGUUGAUGCGACCUGGUGGAAACACAGUAGACAUGCUCAAUGAACAUGAAAGACAUAUUCAAGCAGCAGUUCGGAAAGCACGUGCUGACAAAGCCAAUAGUAGAUUGGUAUAACCAAUUAUUGUGAUCCA